Epinephelus lanceolatus (giant grouper) is the source of this 2399-nucleotide messenger RNA. RefSeq names its product sodium-dependent neutral amino acid transporter B(0)AT1-like. The record is from RefSeq and is a predicted model, not a curated record. Gene Ontology annotation, biological process: nitrogen compound transport; sodium ion transmembrane transport; neutral amino acid transport. Gene Ontology annotation, molecular function: neutral L-amino acid transmembrane transporter activity. Gene Ontology annotation, cellular component: apical plasma membrane; plasma membrane; brush border membrane. NCBI's taxonomy places the organism in Eukaryota, Metazoa, Chordata, Actinopteri, Perciformes, Serranidae.
UGUGUGAACUGCUUCACAUUGCCCCGAUAUGUGUGCAAAUCUUACUCUCAUUGGCAGGAAUAUUUUAUGAUGGUGACACCCAGGUCCACUCGGCCUUCAAAAUGGUAGGUGAAAGGGACAGAUAAAUAGAGCCUGCAGGUCACACACACACACACACACACACACACACACACACACACGGUCAGUGUGCCAGCAAGCAGCACUGAGGACUUCCGAGCUUCUAUCGAGGCACCCUGUCUGACAACCUAGAGACUGGAAUAACUCAAAAGACACCAUGAGACUGGUUCUUCCAAACCCUGGACUGGAGGACAGGAUCACCUCUCAUCAGGACCUGGAGAAGAUGGAGAAGGAGGAGGCAGGGGACAGGCCCAAGUGGGACAACAAAGCCCAGUAUCUGCUCACCUGUGUGGGCUUCUGUGUGGGGCUUGGCAACGUCUGGAGGUUUCCUUACCUGUGUCAAAGCCACGGAGGAGGUGCUUUUAUGAUCCCUUUUAUUAUCCUAGUCAUCUUGGAGGGGAUCCCACUGUUGUACCUGGAGUUUGCCAUUGGCCAACGCCUUAGAAAGGGCAGUGUAGGGGUUUGGACUGCAAUUCACCCCUACUUGACUGGAGUUGGUAUUGCGUCCAUGUCUGUCUCAUUCUUAGUGGGCAUGUACUACAACACCAUCAUCGCCUGGGUGAUGUGGUACUUCUUCAACUCCUUCCAGAGUCCACUGCCAUGGAGCCACUGUCCUCUCAAUGCUAAUCUCACAGAUCUGGUAUCAGAGUGCAAACGCAGCUCUCCAGUGGACUACUUCUGGUACAGAGAAACACUGAACACCUCAGAGGCUAUUGAAGACACUGGAGGUCUGCAGUGGCGGAUGGUGCUGUGUUUGGCUGCUGCCUGGAUUGUGCUCUAUAUUUGCUGCAUAAGAGGCAUUGAGACCACAGGCAAAGCUGUGUACAUCACCUCCACUCUGCCAUACCUCGUCCUCACCAUCUUCCUCAUCAGAGGACUGACUCUGAAAGGAUCCGUAGAUGGAAUCAAGUUCCUCUUCACACCAGAUCUAGAUGAGUUGGUGAACCCAGCAACGUGGUUGGAUGCAGGAGCCCAAGUGUUUUAUUCAUUCUCCCUGGCCUUUGGAGGUCUCAUCUCUUUCUCCAGCUACAACCCUGUUCACAACAAUUGUGAACAAGAUGCUGUUAUCAUCUCCAUUAUUAAUGGCUGUACUUCUAUCUUUGCUGCCACUGUCAUCUACUCCAUCAUUGGCUUCCGGGCAACAGAGCAGUUUGAUGCCUGCCUUAAUGAAAACAUUUUGAUGCUGCUGAAUGUAUUCGAUCUGUCUGAGGGGUCCAUCACACACAGCAACUAUGAUGAAAUGCUGCGAAAGCUCAACAGCACGAUAUCAGGGUUAGAGGUCAUUCAGGGGCUGGACCUCAACACCUGCAGCCUGCAGACUUUUCUAAGUGAUGGAGUGGAGGGAACAGGUCUGGCUUUUAUUGUGUUCACAGAGGCCAUCACAAAGAUGCCUCUUUCUCCCCUCUGGUCUGUCCUCUUUUUCAUCAUGCUUUUCUGUCUCGGCCUCUCCACCAUGUUUGGAGCUAUAGAGGGAACUGUGGUUCCCCUGCAGGACUUAAAUGUCUUUCCUAAGAAGUUUCCUAAAGAGGCGCUCACAGGAAUCGUAUGCCUCACUGCCUUCUUGAUUGCGCUCAUCUUUACUCUGCGGUCUGGGAGUUACUGGUUAGCACUCUUUGAUGGCUAUGCAGGCUCUGUCCCUCUGCUCAUUAUUGCCUUCUGUGAGAUGAUGGCUGUAGCCUACCUGUAUGGAAUGGAUAGGUUUAACAGAGAUGUUGAGUUCAUGAUUGGACACAAACCCAACAUCUUCUGGCAGGCCACAUGGAGAGUGGUCAGCCCUUUGAUUGUCUUUGUCAUCUUUGUGUUUUACUUUGCCACCAAAGUCAGUGCCGAGCUGACAUACAUCACCUGGAAUCCAAGCUCGGAAAACUUCCCAGUGUUGGAGGCAAUACCGUAUCCCAGCUGGGUCUAUGCUAUCAUCUUCCUUCUUGCUGGAGUUCCCAGUCUUUUGAUCCCUGCAUCUGCUUUGUACAAAUUAUUCCGACGCUGCUGCAAGAAAGAUUGACAAGAACAUUACACUGUUGCUUGACAGAUGUGAUCCCAUGUUUUUUCAAAAAGAGGCCUGUGCAAUAAGGAUUGUUUUUAGGGUUUGGUUUGCUUUACUUUGUUGAAAUUUGGUUUGUUGAAGUGAUUUAAUUUUAAGAUAUAUGUGUGCUGAGAUAUCUUUAUUGUGUUGACAGUGUGUUGAUAAAAGGAUGAGGAAUCAAUGUAGAUAUUUAUAAGGAUUGUUAUAAAUGCAUUAUCAGUGAAAAGCACAAUAAAUGGUGUGAAAUAUUCUACACUGA